Molecule: messenger RNA, 339 nt
Organism: Dreissena polymorpha
Lineage: Eukaryota; Metazoa; Mollusca; Bivalvia; Myida; Dreissenidae
Product: NT-3 growth factor receptor-like
Exons: 1
Coding region: 1-339 (112 amino acids)
Molecular function (GO): protein binding
Source: RefSeq, a predicted model, not a curated record
AUGGGGGACAAUGACCUUAUUGGAUUACGUAAUUUAAAAAACAUUAAUCUGGCAUACAAUCCAAUCAAGUUCAUCACGAACAGGGCAUUUCAAAACAACAUUCAUCUCACGUAUGUCGACUUGUCCCAUACGUCACUGACCACCAUACCUUCCAUCGUUGCCAUGUUACCUGCUCUACAAACGUUACGUAUUGAAGCAUACGACAUCGAAUGCACGUGUGAACUGGCCAGCCUGAAGAACUGGAAGGUGUCUGCAAUACAAAUACUAGGACAAUGUUACCCAGCAAACGAAAGGAUUGAUCAGUUUAUCAAGACCUACAUCAACGCUGGUCGGUGCUAG